Messenger RNA from Scleropages formosus (Asian bonytongue), 2000 nucleotides. RefSeq names its product tRNA selenocysteine 1 associated protein 1b (gene trnau1apb). The coding region runs from base 122 to 1123 and encodes 333 amino acids. Gene Ontology annotation, molecular function: RNA binding. The record is from RefSeq and is a predicted model, not a curated record. NCBI's taxonomy places the organism in Eukaryota, Metazoa, Chordata, Actinopteri, Osteoglossiformes, Osteoglossidae. The transcript has 9 exons.
UAGUUAGGGGCCAUUCCGCUUUGGUCAAGUCGGGAGCAAGUAAAGUUACGUGUUUCUCGCGUGAUAUUCUGUCGUAAUUUCUGUUUUUUUUUAAACAGUAGCCGAACACAUUGGUGCCAGGAUGUUCAACAGAAUGACAAGCUUGUGGAUGGGUGAUCUGGACCCAUACAUGGAUGAGAACUUCAUCAAGCAAGCUUUUAGUACAAUGGGGGAGAAUGCUUUGGGUGUUAAAAUAAUUUCUCACAGAGUAACUGGUGGCUCUGCUGGAUACUGUUUUGUGGAAAUGGCAGAUGAGGCCAGUGUGGACCGAUGUGUUCUUAGGCUCAACGGGAAGUUAGUCCCAGGAUCAAAUCCACCUAGAAAGUUUAAGUUAAACUAUGCUACAUAUGGGAAGAGACCAGAGGCAAGCCCAGAGUAUUCAGUUUUCGUUGGUGAUCUGACUUCCGAAGUGGAUGACUUCCAGCUCCAUCAGUUCUUCAUGAAGAAGUACCCUUCGUGCAAAGGGGGCAAAGUGGUCACAGAUGCCUACGGAAACUCAAGAGGUUAUGGCUUUGUCAAGUUCACUGAUGAAAAUGAACAGAAGAAAGCACUGGAGGAAUUUCAGAAUGCCACAGGGCUUGGGGGGAAACCCAUCCGGAUUAGCAUCGCUGUUAACAAGAGCAACAAGAUGAAUAAUUACCAUCAAAACCAGAACUACAAUUACAGCUACAACUACAGUAACUACAAUAACUACAACAACUUCCAGCAGCCAUACUACCAGCAGCCCUACCAGAGCUACUAUCCCCAGUGGGGCUAUGACCAGUACAACAGCAGUUACAACUAUGGUUAUGGGUCAUAUGGCACCCCCCCUCCUUGCCCAGGGAUGAUGGGUCCUCCACCCCAGAUGAGCAUGCCUCCCAUGCCUCCUAUGACAACUGAAAUGAACUCUUCCACUGAGGAAAUGCAAGGUUCUACUGAAGAUGCUGGUGAAGAGGCAGUUGAAGACCCGAACCCACUGCUGGACGUGGACACGCUGAACAAGCAGUACAUGGAGCGAAGCGAAGAGCUCUAUGACUCACUGAUGGACUGUCAUUGGCAGCCGCUGGACAGCGUCACCUCCGACAUCCCUUUAGCCAACUGCUGAGCAGGACUGCUCUCGUGCUCUGUACAGAACCUGUGUGUGUGUGUGUGUGUGUGUGUGUGUGUGUGUGUGUGUGUGUGCGCGCGCGCAGCCAUUUGAAACUUUUGUGAACAACAUGUUUAAGCAUCCAGUUUUAUACCAGCGUUUUGAAAUGGUCAGGAAUACUUUAGGUAUUUGUGCUGUGACACCACCAGUGGUGGUUCUUCUUGGUCCAGUUCCCUCUUCCUCGUGGUGAAGCCUUGUCUGUUUUUCCCUCAGCUCUCUGUGGAUUCACUGCACCACAGAAACACUGAUGCACAAAGGUGCAGAAGACAGACAUGAAAAUACAUGGAUGUCUUUGUUCUACACAGUUGUGUUAUACAUAGUUCCAACUUUGGCAGUUGAACAGUGAGCCUUAUAUCACCAUGUCGACAGUGCAGUUCAGUUGCCUUUCUUGUAAUACUGAGUUACAUCGAGAAACGCUGAACUGAUCAGCGAGCGAAUUUGAGUUUUCCCCACAUGUGGAAAAAGAACCUGCUAUACACUUUCCACUGUGUGAUUUUGUUUAUCCCUGUACAGUGACAUGUAGCAUUGACAGGUUAAUUUUGUUCUUCUGUCUGCCACUGAUAAACAGGAUGUUGCAUUUCCUUAUUUUUUUGUCCUGUUUUCCACUGUGAGACAAGUCUGACAUGUUUAACCAAUAUGCAGUUCUUUUUGAAUGUAUUAUUUUUUUUUUUUGUUACACUUCAUUUUCCCCAGCUUUUGUUAUCCUCACAUAAGGAUCUCUAAUCGCAGCGUUUUCCCUGCCGUCUUUGUAACAAGUUCCAUCUCUUAUUUUCCUGCGGUAAAAUGUAGAACACUUUUUAUUAAUGUCCAGGUUAUUAAAUUGUGUUUUUUUUUU